Messenger RNA from Drosophila hydei, 903 nucleotides. RefSeq lists its product as uncharacterized. The record is from RefSeq and is a predicted model, not a curated record. The transcript is spliced from 2 exons. Lineage: Eukaryota; Metazoa; Arthropoda; Insecta; Diptera; Drosophilidae. The annotation marks the transcript as partial.
UUAUUUAAAUAUAUAUAGUUAAUAUUCAAUAAUAUCAUGAAUGCUAAAGCUAAAAUCUUCCCCCACUCAAUCUAUUUACAGCCCAUGCUUAAAAAGCCGUUAAUCGAAUCUAACGAUCGAUUAAUCGAUCUGUUGUGUGUGCGAAAAAGAAAAAAAUAGCAAGAAAAUGCAAGAAAUCUAAUUGAGAAAUCCAGAAUCCAGUGAGAAAGUAAAAAGUUAAAAGUAUCUCGAAAAUGUGCGAGUGAACGAGUUAAAGAAAUCUUAAAAUCAAAGUCAAGCAAAAGCAAAAGCUAUAGAGUUAAUGCUCUCUCACAAAUCGGGAUAUUUGUUCAAUGGGAGGAGCGCGCCCAUUUAAAAUUAUGCGCCUCCACAACGGCAUACGGGAAAUGCUAAAUAGAUCGUGAUCGUAAACGAAACAUGGUACGCGACAGCAGCCGUAACAUUUGUUUUGGAAAAUUAGCCGAAACUACGCAGCAACAACAACAACAAAUCGCCGUGGAUAGUAGCAGCAGCAACAGCAACAGCAGCAACACCAAUAACAGCAGCAACAACAAUAAUAAUAAUAAUAACAACAACAACAAUAAUAAUAACAAUAACCAGAAACUACGCGAUACAUUAAAAAGGUCUACAGAGGAACCACCGGCAAACAGCUUCGAAAGGAACUAUUACGAUCGCAGCCGCUUAGUCUAUCAAGCUAACAACGCAGCAGCAGCAGCAGCAGUAGCGACAACUGCCAGCAGCAACAACAACACUAAUAGCAACAACAGUAAUAGCAACAGCAACAGCAACAGCAGCAGCGAUAGGUCGCGUGCUCGAGAUCGUCUUUACAGGAAUGGUUCAGCAGCAGCCGCAGCAGCAGCAGCAGCAGCAGUUGGUGCGUCAGCUACAAGCAGCAACAGCAAC